Hyaloscypha bicolor E is the source of this 1714-nucleotide messenger RNA. Its product is annotated as adenosylhomocysteinase. NCBI's taxonomy places the organism in Eukaryota, Fungi, Ascomycota, Leotiomycetes, Helotiales, Hyaloscyphaceae. Gene Ontology annotation, biological process: L-methionine cycle. Bases 72 to 1421 code for a protein of 449 amino acids. The record is from RefSeq and is a predicted model, not a curated record. Gene Ontology annotation, cellular component: cytosol. The transcript is spliced from 5 exons. Gene Ontology annotation, molecular function: adenosylhomocysteinase activity.
GCAAACUUCAUCCCUCCUACAAUCAAGAUCGCCCCUCACCGCAACACCACCCCGAAACCCACACCGCAAUCAUGGCUGCUCCAGCAUCAAAAUUCAAGGUCGCAGACCUGAGUCUCGCUGCCUUUGGCCGCAAGGAAAUAGAUCUCGCAGAGAACGAAAUGCCCGGGUUGAUGGCGACCCGCGAAAAAUAUGCUCAGGAUCAACCGCUCAAGGGUGCUCGCAUUGCUGGGUGUCUGCACAUGACCAUUCAGACUGCGGUUCUUAUCGAGACUCUUACACACUUGGGAGCUGAGGUUACUUGGUCGUCUUGCAAUAUCUUCUCUACUCAAGAUCACGCUGCUGCUGCAAUUGCCGCUGCUGGUGUCCCUGUUUUCGCCUGGAAGGGAGAGACCGAGGAGGAAUACGAGUGGUGCUUGGAGCAACAACUUGUUGCAUUCAAGGAUGGCAAAGGCUUGAACUUGAUCCUCGAUGACGGUGGAGAUCUCACCGCUCUCGUCCACAAGAAGUACCCCGAGAUGUUGAAGGGCUGCUACGGUGUAUCUGAGGAGACCACCACUGGUGUUCACCACCUGUACAAGAUGCUGAAGAACAACAGUCUGCUCGUUCCAGCCAUCAACGUCAACGAUUCCGUCACCAAGUCCAAGUUCGAUAACUUAUACGGUUGCCGCGAGUCUUUGGUCGAUGGUAUCAAGCGUGCCACUGAUGUCAUGAUUGCUGGUAAGAUUGCGGUCGUUGCUGGUUUCGGUGAUGUUGGAAAGGGAUGUGCUAUGGCUCUCCACGGUAUGGGUGCUCGCGUCCUCGUGACCGAGGUCGACCCCAUCAAUGCUCUCCAAGCCGCCGUCUCUGGAUAUCAAGUCACUACCAUGGACAAGGCUGCUAGCGUUGGACAAAUCUUCGUCACAACUACCGGAUGCCGAGACAUCUUGGUUGGUGAGCACUUCGAGAAGAUGCCUAACGAUGCUAUUGUCUGCAACAUUGGCCACUUCGAUAUUGAGAUUGACGUUGCCUGGUUGAAGAAGAAUGCCAAGAGCGUGCAAAACAUCAAGCCCCAGGUUGACCGCUUCCUCAUGAAGAGCGGACGCCAUAUCAUUCUUCUCGCUGAGGGACGUCUCGUCAACUUGGGAUGUGCCACUGGUCACUCUUCCUUCGUCAUGUCCUGCUCAUUCACCAACCAAGUUCUUGCACAAAUUAUGUUGUACAAGUGCGAGGAUGAGGCUUUCGGCAAGAAGUACGUCGAGUUCGGCAAGACCCAGAAACUCGAGGUUGGCGUCUAUGUCCUGCCCAAGAUCUUGGACGAGACUGUUGCUAAGCUCCACUUGGCUCACGUCAACGCUGAGUUGACCAAAUUGACCCCGGUCCAGGCUGAGUACCUCGGACUUGGGGUUGAGGGGCCAUACAAGAGCGAGAUGUACCGUUACUAGAUUUCCUUUAUUUCUGGUCGCUUUCCUUUGUAAGAACGUAUGGCGGGCGAGACUUUCAACACGAAUAAUGAUGGCAUGAUAUGAGAAAAAAGCAUUUGUCCUUCAACGGCAUAUACAAGGUCUUUCUCAGGAAAGAAAAGUUUCAACAAUUGGGGAACUUUGUUUUCAUCAGCGAAUGGCGUUACUUGGCACAUAUUCAACAACGGUCAAGUAGAAGUCGGUCUUUUGCUUAGACGAUACGGAACUGCAUAUAGUUCUUAGAAAUCAAGUCACUUCUUACGCAAACUAUUACG